AUGACACUAGAGGAUUUUGAAAAGUCACUUGCUGAGGGACAGGAGAAGCGCAGAGAGAGAACAAAGACCGCUCUAGUCGGCAUCACCAUCGCUCCAGCCACCAUCAUCGACGGCAUUCAUCGCGAUCCCGUGAGCGCGAGAGUACACCGCGAUCGCGAAUCACGACAUCGCGAUCAAGAGGGUCACCGAAGUAAACGCUCGCGUCACUCUCACGAUAGCAGGGACGAGCAGGAGAGCUCACAUAAACGUCGGCACCGACAUGACAAAGAAGACGAACAAUUGGCUCCAGCGACGAUCGCACCCGAAGAUUCCAAUGCCCUGAAGCGAGAUUCGUGGAUGGAAGCGCCUUCCGCACUUGAUAUUGAAUAUGUCCAUCGUUCCAAUCCGGAGCGGGUCGAAGAGGCUUCCAAGCCCAAGAUGCUUCAGGCGGAUUUCGAACUCAAAAUUCACGACAAAGAACUGAACAACCACCUGCGCGACCUCAAAGACGGGAAGGUCCUAGAGGAUAUCGAAGAAGAGCCUGCAAAGCACGAGGUGGAUUACACGUUUGGCGACUCAGGGUCCCAAUGGAGGAUGACGAAACUGAAAGGCGUUUACCGAGAAGCCGAGGAAGGCGGCAGACCCGUCGAGGAGAUUGCCGUGGAACGAUUUGGUGAUCUCCGCUCUUUUGAUGAUGCGAGAGAGGAGGAAAUUGAACUCGAUCGUCGCAAGAACUAUGGCGAGUCAUACGUAGGCAAAGACAAGCCGAGCGGAGAGCUAUUCCAGGAAAGAAAACUGCAGCACGCAGUUCACCGGAAAUCCCAUGAGCAUAUUCGUGACCCUGCAGAGGAUCUUAGGGCAGAAGAUCAGGGCAGAGUUAUGGACACUGAACCCCCGGCCAACACCACGAAACUACUCGAUCAAACGGCGUUAAAUCGUCUGAAGGCUCAGAUGAUGAAAGCCAAGCUGCGGGGAGCAGCUAACGCAGCGGAACUUGAGGAGCAAUACAACAAUGCUGCAGCUGCUGUGAUGUCCAACCGCAGCGAAUCGGAUGUAGUCGUGCUCGGUGUCCAGCAAAACCGCAUGUUGGCUGGCUCGAGAAAUGAAGUCAGAGCCGUGGAUACCAAGCGCGGCCGAGAGCGAGGUCUUGUUGAAGACAACGAAGAUAUGAGUAUCGAAGACAUGGUUCGAGAGGAGCGCAAGACUCGCGGUCAACUGGGAGGUGAAGGCGCACGGCUGGCGGAACGCAUCGCAAAGGAUGGCAAAUUCGAGAAUGAUUUGGAGUACAUGGAUGAGCAAGCUUCCAAACUCGCCCGACGGGUACAUCGGUCCGAAAUCGACAUCAAAAGCGCCACCAUCAAUGACUUCCGCAAGAUGAACCGUAUUCUGGACAAUUGCCAACUGUGCCAUAAUGAAGAUACCAAUACUCCACCGGUUGCCCCGGUGGUGUCGCUCGCUACAAGGGUCUAUCUUACGCUACCGACCGAACCCGAAAUCAGUGAAGGCGGCGCAACGAUCGUACCCAUUCAGCACCGAACCAAUCUUCUCGAGUGUGACGAUGACGAAUGGGAGGAGAUCCGCAAUUUCAUGAAGAGCCUGACACGAAUGUACCAUGAUCAAGGCCGGGAUGUCAUCUUCUACGAGAACGCGGCUCAACCGCACCGCAAGCGCCAUGCGUCUAUGGAAGUAGUCCCUCUUCCUUACAGUCUCGGCGAGACCUCGCCCGCCUUCUUCAAGGAAGCCAUUCUCAGUGCAGAGUCAGAGUGGUCGCAACAUCGAAAGCUCAUCGACACGUUGGCCAAGUCCAAGCAAGGACUCGGCAGAAAUGCAUUCCGUCGGACCUUGGUCAAGGAGAUGCCCUACUUCCAUGUAUGGUUUGAGCUUGACGGAGGUCUAGGUCACAUUGUCGAGGAUGACAAUCGCUGGCCUCGCGGUGAUCUUUUCGCCCGUGAGGUCAUUGGCGGCAUGCUUGACGUUGCUCCUGAUGUGAUCAAGCGUCAAGGCCGGUGGAACCGUGGCGGAGAUCCACGAGUCGAAGGAUUUAGAAAGCGAUGGCGAAAGUUUGACUGGACCCGUGUCUUAGUUGAGGGAUAG
Molecule: messenger RNA, 2073 nt
Organism: Penicillium oxalicum
Lineage: Eukaryota; Fungi; Ascomycota; Eurotiomycetes; Eurotiales; Aspergillaceae
Product: putative cell cycle control protein (Cwf19)
Exons: 3
Coding region: 1-2073 (690 amino acids)
Biological process (GO): mRNA splicing, via spliceosome
Cellular component (GO): post-mRNA release spliceosomal complex
Source: RefSeq, a predicted model, not a curated record